CCGCGGAAGAAAUAUACAGUGCACAGCAAUGGUGGCUCCAGAAUUCUGAACAGCCAUUUAUAUACAUUGAUUAUUAAAGUGGGCGACACACAGCACAUACAGGCGUGCACAGGUGAAUCUGUUUAUUCGUAUUAGAAGAAGGAGCGGAAGUCAAGUGCAAGAUGGAGAACUGCAGCUUCCACAGCCAGCUGCUGUCCGUCAUGGAGGUCCUGGCCAAGGCAGCGGUGGCGGAGAUAAACCGGCGUGUGGAUGACAGCUGCGCGGUGCUCCGGGUGGAGGUGAGCCAGAGCCGGCGGGACAUCGACCAGCUGAAGAGGAAGUGUGAGGCGAUGGAGGCAGAGCUGAGGAGGACCAGGAUGAGAGCCAGGAGGAAAGUGUUUUAUCCUCCAGCAGCCGAGAGGUUCUCUCCUCUAGUCAAAGUCGUGUUGAACAGAGAGAGACAGAGCACAGGAUGGGACAGACAGGUGGAUGCUGAGGAUCAAAAUCAACCCCAGCAGUGUGCAGACAUGGAGCCGGCUAAUGAAGCUGAACACGUACUGAUCAAAGAGGAGUGUGCAGAGGAGGACAUGUGGAAGAACGACUCAGAGGACAAGCUGAUCACUAAAGACGAGCAGCCGCCAUCUUUCGAAGCCUCACAACCUGCCCAGACUGACAACUCCGUGGAGCGACGCUACUCGGCUGAGACCCCCGCUGACCCUGGAGCUCUGGUUUCCCCGACGGACGGCUACAUCUCUUUCCCCGAGCAGCAGCUGAACGGAAAGCAAACUGAGGCAGAACUCGGGGUGAAACACGAGAGAGAGGAAGAGCCCGAUGAGAACGCAGCUCCUCUUGAUUCAGCCCACAAGUUUGUGACAGAGGAAGGUGGCGGGCCGCUGUGGCCGUCCAAUCUGUGCAGAGACGCCCCUGAUCCGAGCUUCUCGUACGCUGGGCAACAGUAUGAGCCGGUUCCCUCUGUGUUCCCAUCUCAGAGUGGGUUGCGUUUGGAAGACCUGGUGCCUCAAAUUCACUCAGUCGGGAAAUCACAUUCAGUCGUGGUGAGCGCAGCACGAGUGAAAAGACGAGCCAGAACGUUUGGAUGUAAGCGACCACAACCAGAUGAAGGACACAGUGCUCUGUCUCAGAUUAACACCAUGGAUCAGUGCAUGGUUCCGCAACAAUCACAGCAUCAGCACAGAGACUCCGCGCCUCACGUGACGAACCCGAACCAGCAUCCGACGCCGCCAAACCCAGCGGCCUCUUCCUUCUGCGGGCACAGCCGCGGCAGCUUUGGCCUGGCGAGGAGGAUGAGGACGCCCUGGAGGUCCGGCAUCGGCGAGAAGAGAUUCAGCUGCACGUACUGCGACAAAACGUUCAUGAGGUUCAGUCAGCUCAAAGAGCACCUGAGGAGUCACACGGGGGAGAAACCGUUCAGCUGCCUGCAGUGCGGCAGGAGCUUCACCAAACAGUGCAACCUCAUCAGACACGCCGUGGUGCACAGCGGAGAGAAGCCCUACGAGUGCUCGCUGUGCGGGAAGUGCUUCACCCAGCGCUCCAGCCUCAAGUCCCAUCAGAAAACAGCGCACUGAGUUUACAGGGUUUCGUUUUGUACAUCUGACUCCUGCGUUUAGUAAUUCAAGAAACAUUCCAUGUUUUUCACUGUAGCUAUGCGAUAUAUUGAUAUGAUUGUUUUUAAUAUAAAAUAUGUUUUUUUCCUGCUGCUCAAGGAAGCCACUAGUUUUCCGUACAGUAUGACAAACAGUUAGUGGCCUCUUGAACCUUACUUUGUCCUCACUGCGUUACCUCACAACAAUAAAUACACUCUAUGAACAAAAGUACUGGGACACCUAGACAUUACUUUUAUGCCCGUUUUUUUUUUUUGCCCGUUUAUCCAUAAGAGCAUUUGUGACACUGAUGUUGGACACGAGGGCCUGGCUCGCAAUCUCCAUUCUCGUUCAUCCCUAAGGUGUUUGAUAGGGUUGAGGUCAGGGCUCUGUGCAGGCCAGUCAAGUUCUUCUACACCAAACUGGGAAACCCAUUUCUUUAUGGAGCUGCCUUUGUGCAGGAGGCAUGUUGUCUAAAAAUGUAUGUUGCAGCAUCAAGAAAUGAGCCAAAACAUGCUAAACCACUGGUAUGGUCCUUUAAAUGUGUAACUUCCUGUUUUGAAAGGCUAAUCUGACUAGGUGAGGUAAACAAAUAGUGAAUACUUUGGUCAUAUCAACAUCACUAAUUAUCUUAUUUCUUAAAAAAAAAAAGUGUAUAAUUACCUUUGGAAAAGCACCAACAGUCAUAUUGUCACAUUAUAUUGUGAGAGUACUUGUUUUACAUGUUCUAUUGUUGUGACACACAAUGAUGCACCCAGAUAGGAAUAUGGAUUAUACACUCAUUAAAAAUAUCAGAGAUAAAGAA
Messenger RNA from Micropterus dolomieu (smallmouth bass), 2385 nucleotides. RefSeq lists its product as uncharacterized. The record is from RefSeq and is a predicted model, not a curated record. The coding region runs from base 162 to 1565 and encodes 467 amino acids. Lineage: Eukaryota; Metazoa; Chordata; Actinopteri; Centrarchiformes; Centrarchidae. The transcript is spliced from 4 exons. Gene Ontology annotation, biological process: regulation of transcription by RNA polymerase II. Gene Ontology annotation, molecular function: RNA polymerase II cis-regulatory region sequence-specific DNA binding; DNA-binding transcription factor activity.